GUACCAGUCACCGCUUGUGGCUGCUCCUGAGUUCCACCAUCGCCCUCGCACACCUUCCUCUUGCACCACAUUCUGGUAUAUUCGCACCCCCGAGGCAGUCAUGGAUGCCCCGGACAACAUUCCUGGGUUCCUAGACCCGUUGUUGGACCAUCUCUCUUCGGCUCUUCCACCCAGUGUAUAUGAUGCCGUCGUCUCUUUCCUAUCUUACUCGAUAUCCUUCUGCACCUCACUCUUCCGCCUGCUCAUGGCAUUGGCGUCAUCUAAUCCAGCGUCAUGGGAUGCACAGACCAUCCUCCCCCCUCAUCACCGUCCUCGGGGCAACGGCGUCGGCGGGCAGUUCCGCGGCGGGAUUGUGCCCGCGAUCGGCGGUAUGAUUCUCGACAUGUUCAACGGCUUGGGAGUCUGGGAUCGGCAUCAGGAGUGGCAGUAUAACGAGGAUGCGCAGAAUGGAGGCGGGGAGUCAGGCAUGCAGCAAGCGAUGGGCCAGAUCUUUGGCGUCGUGGGCCGCACAAUUCGCGAAGGCGGCUGGUGGGAGGCUGCGAAAAGUGCGGUCGAUAACGUGUUGCAGGAAGGGGAAACCGACGCGGAGGACGAGACGAAUGCUGGGACGGCGAGACAGAGAAAGCAGCCUCCGCGGAAGGCGAAGUCAAAGCCUAGCUCGGCGAGGUAGCUUUCGGCGUACCGUGGUAAGCAUCGAGUGCUCGAUAUGUUGAAUGCUACUCAUAGCUUUAACUGUAGAUAUUUAUAUUGGUGACAUGUAUUCAAAUCUUUGUAUUAGGACCUCUCGAUUUCGCGGAAUGCGUAGUAUGGCUAUAAUAAGCACGUUCAAUCGCUACUGUAAAAGCCUCCGCAUUGCGAGCCGAAU
Messenger RNA from Fomitopsis serialis, 865 nucleotides. RefSeq lists its product as uncharacterized. The coding region runs from base 101 to 670 and encodes 189 amino acids. NCBI's taxonomy places the organism in Eukaryota, Fungi, Basidiomycota, Agaricomycetes, Polyporales, Fomitopsidaceae. The record is from RefSeq and is a predicted model, not a curated record. The transcript has 3 exons.